AUUCAUAGUUCGAUGACCAUAUCAUAGUUAAUACAAGAACAAUCUCUAAUCAUUCCUAUAAACUAAAAAAUACCAUCAUAAAGUUCAUCCUCAUUCACCAACAUUUCCUCCAAGUUUUCUAGCUAUUCAAAACAUGGAAAUAAAGAGGUACUUAAGUAGACGUGGCUACCGGCGUCUCGACGGCAGCAUAUCCACCGUCCGACGGAAGAAGAUGCAAGUCAUACAAAUGAAAGGAAGUCCUCAUAAGCAUUGGAGGAUUGGAACAAGCCCAAGGCUAAGAUGGAUGAUGAAAUCACCAUUGAAAUUGUUGACAAAAGUUAAGAAUAUUUAUAUGAACUUUAUGUUUAAAGUGGCUGGGAAUGUAGGAGGGGCUUUGAACACUGAUAACAACAACCUUGGUGUGAAACAAAUUCCACAAGCUCGUCAAAAGUCUAAAGGUUACUACUCUGGUGAUGCGUUUGAGGCUAGGCUUAUAUUUGAGAUUUCCAAGACCUUGGUUGCUUCUCAUGAACUAUAUUCCAUUUAAUUCUUUGUUUCAUUUUAUUUUCUGAAUUUUAUUGUAAAAAACAUUCAAAUGAUUCUUCGUCUAAAAUGUAAAGGAAUGAAUUAAGUGUAUCUUAGUUUUCAGUAUUGUGCAUGAAUAAAAUAAACAUUUUCUUC
Messenger RNA from Cicer arietinum (chickpea), 660 nucleotides. RefSeq lists its product as uncharacterized. NCBI's taxonomy places the organism in Eukaryota, Viridiplantae, Streptophyta, Magnoliopsida, Fabales, Fabaceae. The record is from RefSeq and is a predicted model, not a curated record.